This is a messenger RNA of Capronia coronata CBS 617.96, 672 nucleotides long. RefSeq lists its product as uncharacterized. Gene Ontology annotation, molecular function: protein binding. The coding region runs from base 1 to 672 and encodes 223 amino acids. The transcript is spliced from 2 exons. The record is from RefSeq and is a predicted model, not a curated record. Gene Ontology annotation, biological process: ribosomal large subunit export from nucleus; ribosome biogenesis; ribosomal large subunit biogenesis. Gene Ontology annotation, cellular component: nucleus; preribosome, large subunit precursor; nucleolus. Lineage: Eukaryota; Fungi; Ascomycota; Eurotiomycetes; Chaetothyriales; Herpotrichiellaceae.
AUGGCGGACGGAAAAGCGGCCUCUGCGUCAAAGCAAGAACGACUACCAACAACGGUGGACAAACCCACACCAUACACAUAUGAUCUAGGAUAUCUCACUGCGAUCGACCCGAAUCCUCUCCCCAGCACCUCAAGUCUCCUCUCCCAGUCCUUCGUCGAGCGCAAUGCCACGCUCCAAGCCAUCGCCCGAGACGGCGCCCAGUCACUCCUCAACACCCUCUUAACAACCUGCACGAUAACCUCCACGCCGGACGGUCUGGUAAUGGCCCUCCCGCCUGCGUCGAAUCCUUUACCACGGUGGAAACCGCUGCCGAAGCCCAAGGCGCCGACGAAGUGGGAACUGUUCGCCCGCAAGAAGGGCAUUGGGAAGUAUGGGGGCAGUCUGAAGGGCGGAGCGGCGCUGGAGGAUCGCAGAAAGAACAUGGUCUACGACGAGGAGAGUGGCGAGUGGGUCAAGAAAUGGGGCUAUAAAGGAAAGAACAAGCAGGGGGAGAGCGACUGGUUGGUCGAACUGGAUGACGAAAAGGUCGGCAAGGAAAAAGAGGGCUUUGGUGCAGAGGGAAGGACGGUGAGGGGUGAAGGUAGACGGGAGCGUCUCGAGAGAAUGAAAAGACAGGAAAGAAGGCAACGCAACAAUGAGCGCAAGGGUAGGAAGGGGGGCAAGGCUGGCUGA